AUGCGCGUCCCAAGGGCCCAGUGCUGUGCACUCACCCAGCGCCUUGUCCGUGCGCCCCCGCAGUCGCGCAGCCUGGAGCCCAGAGUUCGGACCAGAGGCCAGAGCCCGGAAGGGGGGCUGGGCCUGGCGGCCCCAGGACCCCGCGCGCAGCAGAACCAGCCCGGCGCGCAGCAGAACCAGCCCCGCGCGCAGCAGAACCAGCCCCGCGCGCAGCAGAACCAGCCCGGCGCGCAGCAGAACCAGCCCCGCGCGCAGCAGAACCAGCCCCGCGCGCAGCAGAACCAGCCCGGCGCGCAGCAGAACCAGCCCCGCGCGCAGCAGAACCAGCCCCGCGCGCAGCAGAACCAGCCCGGCGCGCAGCAGAACCAGCCCCGCGCGCAGCAGAACCAGCCCCGCGCGCAGCAGAACCAGCCCGGCGCGCAGCAGAACCAGCCCCGCGCGCAGCAGAACCAGCCCCGCGCGCAGCAGAACCAGCCCCGCGCGCAGCAGAACCAGCCCGCGCGCAGCAGGUGCUCCGUAGUGACCCUCUGCAAGGGGAAGCUGCAGCCUGGUGGGAGGGUGGCUGCUUCACACCUCCCAGGCAGCGAUCUCACCUCCAAUGGCUCCCUCAGAAGUGGAGGGAGCCUCUUCCUGCUGCGGUCGGUCGCGGCUGAGGACAGUGCGUGGGGCUGGCCACCCUCUCCGAGGGUCACAGGCCGUCACACGGUCAUCUCCCCGUCAGGCUGCGGCUGGCCGCGCCGAGCCCUGACCGCACCUUCGGUGCCGCAGGAGGAGCUUAAUGCGGAACCGUCAUCUCGCUGCUGCUCCGCAGGUUGGACAGUCAAAAGCCGGACCAGCUUCAGCAAGAUCUCCAGCGUCCACCUCUGUGGCCGCCGCUACUGCUUCGAGAGUGAGGGUGACAUCCAGCGUUUCCAGCGGGACUUCGCGUCCCGCCUGUGGCUCACCUACCGCCGGGACUUCCCGCCCUUGGCCGGGGGCUGCCUGACCUCAGACUGUGGCUGGGGCUGCAUGUUGCGAAGUGGGCAGAUGAUGCUGGCACAGGGCCUGCUGCUGCAUUUCCUGCCCAGAGACUGGACAUGGGCGGAGGGUGCAGGCCUGAGCCCCCCUGAGCCGUCAGGGUUGGCCUCUCCCAACCGGCACCAUGGGCUUGCCCACUGGAAGCCCCCACGCUGGGCCCAGGGCGCCCCUGAGCUGGAGCAGGAACACUGGCAUCGGCAGAUUGUGUCCUGGUUUGCCGACCACCCCCAGGCCCCCUUCGGCCUACACCAGCUGGUGGAGCUGGGACAGAGCUGGGGCAAGAAGGCAGGGGACUGGUAUGGGCCAUCUCUUGUGGCACAUAUACUCAGGAAAGCUGUGGAGAGCUGCUCAGAGGUCACCCGCCUGGUGGUGUACGUGUCUCAGGAUUGCACAGUGUACAAAGCAGAUGUGGCCCGCCUGGUGGCUCGGCCGGACUGCACAGCCGAGUGGAAGUCUGUGGUCAUCCUGGUGCCUGUGCGGCUGGGUGGGGAGACUCUCAAUCCCGUGUAUGUGCCCUGCGUGAAGGAGCUCCUGCGUUCAGAGCUGUGCCUGGGCAUUAUGGGGGGCAAGCCGCGGCACUCGCUGUAUUUCAUCGGCUACCAGGAUGACUCCCUGCUCUACCUGGACCCCCACUACUGCCAGCCCACUGUGGAUGUCAGCCAGGCUGGCUUCCCCCUGGAGUCCUUCCAUUGCACCUCACCCCGCAAGAUGGCCUUCACCAAGAUGGACCCCAGCUGUACUGUGGGGUUCUAUGCUGGAAACAGGAAGGAGUUUGAGACACUGUGCUCAGAGCUGACCAGGGUCCUCAGCUCCUCCGCGGCCACACAGCGGUACCCCAUGUUCACCCUGGCCGAGGGCCAUGCUCAGGACCACAGCCUAGACAACCUCGGCUCCCAGCCAACUCUGCAGCUCCCUCGCACUGGGCGGCUACUCAAGGCGAAACGCCCCAGCUCUGAGGACUUUGUCUUUUUAUAAAGGGAUGGGAUGGGCGAGAAGAUAGGACAAACACUAUUUAUUUUUUUAUUUAUGUCACACUGGAUGUGGGAGCUUAACCUCUGGUGGUGAUGGUACUUCCCACUUCUCACUCCCUUAAGUGCAGCUGAGACCAGCCCAGGAAACCUCCAGGCUGGAGCCAUUAAGCCAGGGACGAGCCCAAAGGCCUGCCUCCUCCCUCUUGGGCCCUCCUCACAGGGCGAGGAGGGGGGGAUGGCAGAUGGACUCCCAGGCACCCACUCAGGGCCUGACUCAAGUACUGUAGUUUGCACUGGACUGCUCGUGCCCUCGCCUCAAAGCUUCUGUCCUGCUAAGGGCCGGUGGCAGUGUGGGAACUGGCUGCCUGGGGCCAAUAAAGCCGUCGGAUUUGACCUCAGCUAUGGCCAGACAGAGCAUUUGAGAGAUGGGACCAGGGUGUGUAUCAAGAUGAGACAUGUCCAUGUCUCCUGGGGAGCCGGAGUAGACUCAGCUUCCACAUCUCUAAGACGGGACUUCUCCCUUGCCCACAGGGAGACACGUGGGUCUGUACAGUCAACAAGAAGGGAUGCAUUCAGAGGCCUGCUUGAAGGGAGAGAAUCUGAGGGCCCUUGCCUUCUCCAUGAGCUCAGGGGCAGCUCUUGAGCCCCUGCUGCUUCCUCCUUUUCCGGGCCAGCAGGCGGAAGUGCAGCCUUUUUGGAUUGAGGCCGAAGGCCUGCAGUCUCUGGCGGCUGAACUCCUGUCCUCCAAGCGUCACUGUGGGGCCCAGGAGUCGAGCCUUCUUGCCCCUCCUCCGCCUCUGGGGGGCUGGCUUCUCUGUGGGUGACACGGGGGCGGCCUCUUUCUGUGCUGGGGGGCUCUCCGGCUGGGGCCGCUUCCUGCAGGCCCCAUCAGAUGCCAGCAGCUGCCCCUGUGGGCCGGCUUUGUCUCCCUGUGGCUUCCCUGUGGCUUCCGUGGGUGUCUCUUUCCUGGGGAAAGAAAGUCAGGGCUCAGCCCAGGCAGCACAGUGAGACCCCUUCCCAGUGUACAUCCCCCGUUUUACAGUUGAGAGGAGAGGUUCAGAUAGAUGGCAACGCAGCAAUUCAGGUGCCUGCCUGGAAUUCACACUGGGGUCUGACACCAAAACUGGGUUUUUCUACUGAAUCCUGAAGCUGGACUGUGUUGCUGAUAAUUCUUGUAUUUGAGCCUGGGCUUACACUAAGCUAUUCACAUAAAUUAACUCAUUUCAUCUUUAAAUCAACUCUGGGAAUUCCUGUCACCCCUGUUCCCUGCUGUAUAGACCAAGAAGUAACAUGAUAACAAUAGCUAAAA
Myotis davidii is the source of this 3297-nucleotide messenger RNA. RefSeq names its product autophagy related 4D, cysteine peptidase (gene ATG4D). NCBI's taxonomy places the organism in Eukaryota, Metazoa, Chordata, Mammalia, Chiroptera, Vespertilionidae. The record is from RefSeq and is a predicted model, not a curated record. The transcript has 12 exons. Bases 1 to 1992 code for a protein of 663 amino acids. Gene Ontology annotation, molecular function: protein-phosphatidylethanolamide deconjugating activity.